AUGGAUUCAAACUCUUUGUCUCAAUGCAUUGUUAUUUUCUUUCUUCUAUCCAUUUGGAGCACUCUUCAUGUCCAUUGCAAAAGCAACAUAUUCACAGUUUCUCAAUCUAAAGCCAAAACAGACAUCAAACAGGCUUUGUUGGAUGCAUGGAAGAAAGCUUGUGCAAUCAAUGGAGGCACAAUUAGAGUUGCAAAGGGAAAUUAUCAACUAAGUGAUGUUGAAUUUCUAGGGCCAUGUAAUGGCAAAACCAGAUUUCAACUAAACGGAAACCUAAUCGCUCCCGCGGUUCCUACUCCCAACCUCGAUCACUGGAUCAUGUUUCGCGACAUGAAUCAACUCACCAUCCACGGCAGAGGCACCUUAGACGGAAACGGAGCCUCCUAUUGGAAGACCACGCAUUCAACCACUAUAUCAUCACUGAAGCUGGAGCACGUGAACAAAGUCAACAUCAGGAACAUCCACUCCAUCAACAGUAAAAAGUUCCACUUCAACGUCCACAACUGCAACUCUGUGACGAUAAAAAACAUCCGCGCCACGGCCCCGGCCGACAGCCCCAACACGGACGGCAUCCACAUCCGAAAAUCCAACAACAUCAGAAUCAUCGGUGCAACCAUCGCCACGGGAGACGACUGCAUCUCCAUCGGAGACGGAGUCACCAACAUGAACAUCACCGGGGUCAACUGCGGCCCGGGCCACGGCAUCAGCAUCGGGAGCCUCGGGAAGUACCACGGGGAGGAGGAUGUACGAUCGAUCCGGGUCACCAAUUGCAACUUCAAAAACACCGAAAACGGGCUCAGGAUCAAGACGUUCGGGCCCUCUCCACCGGGGCUUGUCUCCGACAUCACAUUCGAGGGCAAUGUGGUGAAUAACGUGGGAAAUCCGAUCAUCAUCGAUCAGCAUUACUGCCCGGAAUCGAAUUGCGGGGGCGGGGGUGGCGAUUCGAGUGUUGCGAUAAAUGGUGUAAAGUUCAUCGACGUUCGAGGUAGCUCGGGUGCAGCAACCGGGGUGAAGGUUGAUUGCAGCAGAUCGCAUCCUUGCAAAGGGAUUGAGUUGAGAGGAGUUAGCUUGACCUUUAAUGGGAAGCCAACUAAUGCAGUUUGCUCUUCAGCUGAUGUGAAGUUUCUUGGUGGUAACCAAACUCCUUCACGUUGUUCAUGA
This is a messenger RNA of Salvia hispanica, 1158 nucleotides long. Lineage: Eukaryota; Viridiplantae; Streptophyta; Magnoliopsida; Lamiales; Lamiaceae. The record is from RefSeq and is a predicted model, not a curated record.